AUGAAAAUACCACAGUCUAUAGCCCUCGUGGGCUUCACCUAUGCCGCCACGGCUUGGGCAUCCUUGGGCGCGCCAGGUCCUUCCAUCCGCCAGGUUAAAGGCCAAAUUGGCCAACUUGGGGACGUCACAAACAAACCCAUACUAGAUGGAGACAAAGCGAGCACAUUCUUCGUCGGCGACUUCCGGGACCCUACAGUAGUGUUUAGAGAAGGCCUCCAACCGGGUUUCGAUACAGGUCUCGACGAUGCUGCCGGUGCUACUACACCCGAAGACGUAUUCGUAUCACCGUCGCACGAAGCAUCCAUCGACAUGUCAUUUUUCCAACAGGAAUCCGAGGCGCAAACCGGCUUCGUCUACCAAGUCACCUUGCAUGGUCUGCCUCAGGGCCACUGGCUUCACGACACGAACCGCAACGAUGCCGAGACUGCAGAUUUGUUUGUCGUGCCUGGAGCCAUCCCCCCCAAAAACAUUCAAGGCGUAUACAUCUACCGCAAAGAUGGCUCCGGUCUUGCUGUAAAAACCAAAUGGAUCCCGAACCAAAACCCGCCAGAUGCUCCCCGCCCCCGAAAGAGGCAGACCAAAAAGCCCUGUGUCCCGAUUGACCCGAACGAUGUUGAUCCGGAGGACGAUGACACCCCGGUGGUAGAUGAGGACGGGACAGUGCAAGAGCCCAAGGAUCCCCGUUGUUUUACUAAUUACCAUGGCAGUGUCAAGGAUCGGGAAAGAGACAAGAAGAAGAGGAAGAAGCCGGGGUCGUCGUGGAGACGCCGCAAUUGUCUCGACGAAUCUGAGGUGUAA
Messenger RNA from Metarhizium brunneum ARSEF 3297, 798 nucleotides. RefSeq lists its product as uncharacterized. NCBI's taxonomy places the organism in Eukaryota, Fungi, Ascomycota, Sordariomycetes, Hypocreales, Clavicipitaceae. The record is from RefSeq and is a predicted model, not a curated record.